This is a messenger RNA of Frankliniella occidentalis (western flower thrips), 1209 nucleotides long. RefSeq lists its product as uncharacterized. The transcript has 2 exons. The record is from RefSeq and is a predicted model, not a curated record. Lineage: Eukaryota; Metazoa; Arthropoda; Insecta; Thysanoptera; Thripidae. Bases 195 to 647 code for a protein of 150 amino acids.
GAUGCAGAAUUAUUCGCACUCAAUUCAACCUUGUCAUUUUCAUUUUCAGUUUUUGUUGUGAGUGGCGAGGGGUGAGAAAGAACGCAGUCCCUUGACAACAUUCAACCGAAACAAUUUAAGAAACUUCUCGAUCGAUGAAUUGUUUUGCUGUAUCUGAGCUUGUUUGCUAAUUAGCGCUGUCUUGAUCGGCAUUGAUGGCUUUUUCAUCAUGGCUAGGAUUUGGGAAGAAAAAGCCUUCCUCCAAAUGGGAUGACGCUGAUGAAGCCCGUGAACGUGAACGUGAACAAUCAUCUGAUGACAGCUAUGUUGUAAUAACACGGAAUCCACAACCAGCAGGAAACAUGUAUCCAACAUUUGACCCCAACGAUUCAUCAGUAUCUUUGCCAUAUUUAGUUCAGCCUGCACCCUCACUUCCUAGCCAUGGAUCACACUCUGCAGGUUCUGACAUACAUUUAGGCAACCCUUUAGAUGAUGUGCCAUUUAAAUUAUCCUCACAACUUGUCGGUGGAUCGCCAGGCUGGUCUAGAAAUGAUGCAGCAUUUUAUAAGUCUGUAGUGUCUGCAGCUGUUCAUCACAAUGAAACAGUGUAUAAGUAUGAUUUCUCUCAUGAGGAAUCAAUUAUGAGAGAGAGCACUGAUGUUGGAUAAUUCAUUCUGUUGUUAAUUAUCACAUUGGCUGAUUCCGCAUGCUUGUAAUUGUUUCCAAUUUGAAGGAAAGCAUUACAACUGAGUUCAAUCAAAUCUGACUUCAUUUUCAAAUAAUUUCAAUGCAUGAGAAAAAAAUCAAAAACUUGACAUGUGGGCCAUUUGUGAUGGCAAUUAUUUACCAGUGUGGAUGCUUUCAGCCUGUGGAUGUAUAACAAAGAUUCACUGUAUCAACUGACCAGUGGUACGCUAUGAAUUUACAGUUCUUCCCAAAGUAAUAAAUCAAAUUGAAAAGGGAAAAGCUUGAGUAGACCAUUUUACUUCAAAAUUCAGUGAAUAGACACAUGGAAAGACUGGCUCACAAUUAUGAGAAAAGUCCAUAAGUAGGUAUGUACAACACCAGAUUGUAAAAAAGCAAAUUACAAGAGUUGAUGAAAUGCUAUCACUAUUAUCACACAAAGCAGUCUCUGUAUACUAAAAUUCCAUUUUUGUAAAUAAAUUAAUGGAAUAUUGGUGUAACACUGUACAUCAGUUUUGAUUAUCUAAUAAAUGUAGCUUAAGGAAC